This is a messenger RNA of Cucurbita moschata (crookneck pumpkin), 1358 nucleotides long. Its product is annotated as B3 domain-containing transcription factor FUS3-like. Gene Ontology annotation, molecular function: DNA-binding transcription factor activity; DNA binding. The transcript has 6 exons. The record is from RefSeq and is a predicted model, not a curated record. Bases 328 to 1137 code for a protein of 269 amino acids. Lineage: Eukaryota; Viridiplantae; Streptophyta; Magnoliopsida; Cucurbitales; Cucurbitaceae.
AAUUUAACCGAAACGAGAAAUGAGACGGAGAGUCCAAAGCUAAGAGGUAGAAAAGCCAUUGAUGAAGGAAGAGAGAAGGAGAAGGGAAGAGGGGAAUUAGUCGUUGCAUGUAAGCUCAGAACUUUUGCUCCACAUGUAACCCUUCUCCUCUCCCCAACUUUCACUCCCCAACCCACCGUCCCUUAACCAUGGUUAACUUCUUCCAUUAUUAUUCCUCAACGCUUCCUUCACAUUUGUCACUCUCCUUUAACCACUCCUCUCCUCUCCUCCCCUCCUCCACUUCUCCCCCCCCUCACCACCUUCCAAAUAUAGCACAUUAUCCGAAUCAUGCCCUUUUUGGACUACCAACCUCCUCCUCCGCCGCCGCCGCCGCCGCCUCCACGCGAUCUCGCCGCCGCUGUUCAGGCUGCUUCUCUCCACCGCAAGAAGCGGAUGUCGAGACACCGCCGCCGAUCUUCCUCUAAUCUCCACUUCUCCUUCCCUUCUUCUUCCGCUGCCCUUCUGCCUCCGCCGCCACGGGUGAUUGAUCCAAGGAGGCUCAAGUUUCUUUUUGAGAAAGAGCUUAAGAACAGUGAUGUUAGCUCUCUAAGAAGAAUGAUACUCCCAAAGAAAGCAGCUGAAACUCACCUCCCAGCUUUGGACUCCAAAGAAGGAAUUAUAAUUACCAUGGAUGACUUGGAUGGGUUGCAUGUUUGGAGCUUUAAAUACAGGUUUUGGCCGAAUAACAAUAGUAGAAUGUACGUACUUGAAAAUACUGUUAUCACAGGGGACUUUGUCAAUGCUCAUGGCUUACAACUAGGAGAUUUCAUCAUGGUUUAUCAAGAUUAUGAAAACCUCAACUAUGUGAUUCAGGCAAAGAAGGCUUCUGAUCAAGAAAUGUAUACCGGCAUAGGAACCAACGUCGUGAUCAAUGGCGAUAUAGUGUUUCAUGACUAUGAUCCUAAUAAAGUGGGUAACUCGAUAUACGUGCCUAGUCCAACGAUGGAUGUGUCAUCGUUCAUCUACGAUACUAGUUCUGCGUUUGACAACGAUUCAACUUUCGACUUUAUGAGUGGAUCAGUGACUAACUACUCGAGAAUGGGAGGUCUCGAAGGGUUUGGAUCGGUCGAGAACUUGUCUCUUGAUGAGUUCUACUAAGAGACGUAGCUAUAUGUAUAGCAAAGAAGCUUUGAGCAUGGUUUCACAACAUGAUCAUCAAAUGUUUAGCUAGAAAAUCCUUUGGAGGGGGAAGGGUUUAGAACUUGAUGUGUUGUACUAACUAUUUUGAUACAACAAUACACUCUUUUACGUUGUUUUGGUGCUAAAAUGUGACCAUGCAAGUUUGUAUAGUAAUAAAAAAAAAAAAUGUGAAGCUUUAA